AUGUUGCGUAUCUAAUUAAUGAAACAUAAUAAAUUGAUCAAGAAUUUUUUAAAUUUAGCAAAUUAGAAUAAAUUCCUUUAAAUCAUAAUAAUAAUGAAAAAUGUUUUACGCAAUUUAAAUAUACUCAGGUUGAUGUUUAGUAUUUAAUACUUAUUUAAUUAUUUUAAAGCAUUAAUAAUUAAAUAAAAAUUAAAUAUGUUUCAUUAGAUAAUUUUAUUAGAUAAAUUACUCUUAAAAGAUCUAUACCACAUCAUCAAAUUAAGAUCUUUAAUAUGA
Paramecium sonneborni is the source of this 276-nucleotide messenger RNA. The record is from the annotation of a GenBank genome assembly. NCBI's taxonomy places the organism in Eukaryota, Ciliophora, Oligohymenophorea, Peniculida, Parameciidae.